Choloepus didactylus (southern two-toed sloth) is the source of this 2333-nucleotide messenger RNA. RefSeq names its product cilia and flagella associated protein 206 (gene CFAP206). The coding region runs from base 275 to 2140 and encodes 621 amino acids. Gene Ontology annotation, cellular component: axoneme; ciliary basal body. The record is from RefSeq and is a predicted model, not a curated record. Gene Ontology annotation, biological process: sperm axoneme assembly; regulation of flagellated sperm motility; regulation of cilium beat frequency. NCBI's taxonomy places the organism in Eukaryota, Metazoa, Chordata, Mammalia, Pilosa, Megalonychidae. The transcript is spliced from 13 exons.
GUUACGCGGACGCCCGGGAGAGCGCCCGGCAGCUGUGGAGGCACCGCUAAGGCCCAGGGGCAGAAUCCGAAACACACGGUUCGGGCCCUCCAUUCCGACCAUGGGCGGCCUUCUCGGGGCCCCGCGCCCUUGAGGAGGCCAGCGUGACGCGGCGGGCCGAUCCCGGGCCGCUGGAGCACCCGGUCCAACCUCCGUAAGACUUAACGGCAGUCAGGACCGCGCUGAGCAGCAACGGCGGCCACUUCCGGCCGGACGCACCCGGACCUCAGCCAGAAUGCCUCCCACUCAGGCAGAAAGUGUUAUAAAGAAUAUCAUUCGAGAAAUAGGACAAGAAUGUGCGGCCAAUGGAGAGAUUGUUUCUGAAACUUUGGUUGCUUUUAUGGUGAAAGCUGUUGUCUUGGAUCCAAGUAAUGGCUUUAACAUCGAUAGAGUCCUUAUAAAGAGUGAUGUGCAGAAACUUGUUAAGCUUUGUGUGACUCGGCUAUUGGAUAGUAAAAAUCCAUCCUUGGACACCAUUAAAAUGCAAGUCUACUUUGAUAUGAAUUAUACAAGUCGAGAGGAAUUUAUUGGAGAACAUCAUCGGGUUCUGGAGUCUAGAUUAGGCUCUGUCAGCAGAGAAAUUACAGAUAACAGAGCUUGUGCUAGAGAAGAGUUGGAAAGCCUCUACCGAAAGAUUGUCAGCUAUGUGCUACUACGCUCUGGACUUGGAUCCCCUACAGAUAUCAAGAUUGUCAGAGAGGCAACAGCUGCACUGCAGAGCGUUUUUCCUCAGGCUGAGCUUGGGACAUUUCUAACUCUUUCUAAAAAGGACAAAGAACGUCAGCUGAAAGAACUCACCAUGAUUGUUACUGGAAUUCGUUUAUUUAACAGAGAUUGCGGAAAGGGAGGAGAAGGCAUUGAUGAUUUGCCAUCUAUUCUACGUGAAGCAAUCCCAGUCACCACUCAACAUAUUGAUUCCCAACUUCAGAUUACCCAGGACCAGGCCUGCCGCUACACAGCCAUCCUUGAGAAAGCAGCACAGAACCCACUCUUGAAUAAAGAACUUCAGCCAUAUAUGUUAAAAGAAGCACUAUAUAAUGUGCGACAAUAUGAGAUUUUCCUUCAGAUCAUUUUGUCAGAUAUAAUUACUUGUGCUCGAGAAGUUGAAAUGAUGACCAAGCAGUUAGGAGCCCAACUGGAACAAUUAAAAAUGACAGUAAAGUCAAAGGUAGCUGUCCCAACGUCACAAGUCUUUCCCAUCUUCAUGGCACUUUCCAAUCUGUGGAGUGGCUUUCAGGAUGAAACUGUUUUGCUUAGUGUCCUCAGUAAUUUAACCACUCACCUUGAGCCAUUCCUGGGUGCUCAUGAUCUACUCUUUCCUGAGAAAGUAAUGCAAGGACUUCUUGAUGGAUUGACUGUGAAAACUGAUAUGUGCAGAAUAAAAGAACACAUGGAAGAGAAAGUACAUUGGGAGGAUUUCAGAAAACUAGAAUGGCUUUUCCCAGAAACAACAGCAAAUUUUGAUAAAUUGUUAAUUCAGUAUCGGGGUUUUUGUGCUUACACGUUUGCCAAAACAGAUGGUCUUCUCCUUCCAGGAAAUCCAGCAAUUGGAAUUUUGAAAUAUAAAGAAAAAUAUUACACUUUCAAAAACAGAGAUGCUGCAUAUUCAUUUUCAGAAAAUCCUGAAAAAUACCUUUAUUUAAUAAAAGAAAAAGCCAGAAAAAAUGCAGAGUUAAUUCAGCUACUGGAACUUCAUCAACAGUUUGAAACCCUUAUUCCAUAUUCUCAGAUGAAAGAUGUUGACAAACAUAUUAAACCAAUUACAAAGUGUGAAAGUAGCACACAGACGGAUACACACAUAUUGCCACCAACAAUUGAGAGAUCAUAUGAGUGGAAUGAAUGGGAAUUAAGAAGAAAAGCUAUAAAGUUGGCCAAUUUGCGACAGAAAGUUACUCACUCGGUACAAACUGAUCUUAGUCACAUGAGACGAGAAAACUUUUCACAGGUGUAUCCUUUGAAGAACGCCAGCACCCAGUCCAUGAGGGAAGGCAGCACCCGAGUGCCCAGGCCCCAGAUUUACAUAGCUGGUCUUCGUGGGGGACACACUAAAGUCACCGAAGGGGUCAAGGUGAACUUAACUAGAGCUGUUGAUGAGACCUAGUUGGAGACUGCAUUUUAAAGUAGAUAUUAUGAAGAAUGGCAAAUAUUUAGAAGUAUUUUAUGGGGCUAGGGUUUUCAUUUGUUGAGUGAGUGUUUAUUGCAACCUCAUUUAUAUUCACUGUCAAACUGUUACAAAAAAACUAAAAAUUGUUUUUUUGGAACACAUUUUUAUUCUAUUAAAAUUGAGAGGUAAA